Molecule: messenger RNA, 1235 nt
Organism: Opisthorchis viverrini
Lineage: Eukaryota; Metazoa; Platyhelminthes; Trematoda; Opisthorchiida; Opisthorchiidae
Exons: 3
Coding region: 97-909 (270 amino acids)
Biological process (GO): regulation of cell growth; regulation of signal transduction
Cellular component (GO): extracellular region
Molecular function (GO): insulin-like growth factor binding
Source: RefSeq, a predicted model, not a curated record
AUCAGCACGAGCCUUCAUCAAAUCAAAAGAAACAGCGGCACUGGUAGUCACAAAUUACGUUUUCAAUAGCGCAGUUUUCCCUAGUUCAGAACCCACAUGUUUCACCAAGUGAUAAGCUUGGUUUUACUGCUCGGAUUCAGUGCAGCAUGGGAUAUUUCCGCUCAGAAAAACGCGAAAACGAAGUAUGUGGGAACCCAUACGCUCGAACCGUGUCAGCAGUGUGACUAUACAAAGUGUACCAUCCCGACAGAGUGCAAAGCUGGUCUGGUGUUAGAUCGUUGCGGCUGUUGCCGUGUCUGUGGUCUGGAAGAAUCGCAUCUGUGCAAUCUAGAGGAAGAAAUCGCUUUGCUGAGCCGGGGACGAUCUGUGGUCCCUUGGCAUGGACGAUGUGGUCGAAAUCUGGAAUGUCGCACAAGGACUGAUGUUGAUCCGAAAGUGAUCAGGAAGCAGAACAUAUGCUACUGCCUUGAACCUGGCCUAGUGUGUGGCACGGAUGGCAAGACCUACACGCACUGCGAACUUGAAGCAGAACAGGCUUUGUCUAAUCGGACUCUUGAGAAAAUGAGUGACGGUCCAUGCCGAGUCAAACCAAAAGCUGAACUGCGCGUUGCUGGUGGAUUAGUCAAACGUGGGGAGAAAUUCACCCUUGUCUGUGAGGCUGUUGGCUAUCCGCGUGCUGACGUCACAUGGCACCUGAGUAAACCUGGGGACCAAGGCAUCAGCCGAAAAAUGCCUGGCGAUUUCGAAGACGUGACUGUAACGACUCGUGGCGCUAAAUUCGAGAAUCAAGUCAUAUCCUUUUUGCAAAUCACAGACUUCAAGCUGGAUCAGGAAGGAGAUUAUCGCUGUGUGGCUGACAAUGAGCUUGGAGUGGACACGGCGACGGCAACUCUGGUACUGGUAAACUAGAGGGCAGAUUUCGUCCUUCAAUCGAGUUUGAUUCCGUAUUGCUUUAUUUUAUGCAUGCAUAACUGGCUGACUUAUAACUUAUAAAUGUUGCGUAAUAUUUAUGUCAAAAUAGUUUGAUCUUGAUGUUAUACUCUCAAUCCGUUAUUGGUUGUUUUUGAGAAACAUAUUCCUUCUGAGAUUGAACAAAGCGUAUAUUCGACGUUCAAGUAAAUUUUGUUCUAAUGUGUUCCUCAGUACUUUGGCUUUAUUUGGAUGAAAGUCAACCAAUUUCCCUUUUGAGAACUGUUUGGAUAUGCAAGACGGGUUGCCCCUAAGUCGUGAUUGGC